Molecule: messenger RNA, 1745 nt
Organism: Boeremia exigua
Lineage: Eukaryota; Fungi; Ascomycota; Dothideomycetes; Pleosporales; Didymellaceae
Exons: 2
Coding region: 71-1294 (407 amino acids)
Source: RefSeq, a predicted model, not a curated record
CUCACACGUACCUCUGGUCUUGAGCUCUUGCUACCCUCCGUAGCAUCAAGGUGCGACCACCCUGCACGUAAUGGCUCCGAUUGCCAGCAUCCGCGCGCUCGCGCAGCGCGCCGCUUUCAACCUCCAUCUACCAUCCAGCGAGUUCAAAGACCAGCUCACAAAUCCCGGCGAUGUAUUUUCUGUGCUUCUCAUCCUCGGCGGCGACGUGGUGGGACGCGCGCUCGCGCAACUUGCAGGCACAGGGCUGACUCCCGUGACCUUCUCUUUCGGUUGGGUCGCAUACGCUGUAACCGCCGUUGUCUCCGCCGUCGGCGCAAACAAACUCAUGCCACCACCAGAUUGCGAUUGUAUUGUGAUCAAUGGGAAGUCGGCGUACAGCCGUAGUAACACUAGUUGGAUUUUAGGGCGUAUUGUGCGCGAUUACGAGAGCUGGACGCAUUCUGAUGUGCGAAAGGGAGUCGACCAGAUCAUCAAUGAGAGGUGGGAGCUGGAUAAGCAAAAUGCUGAGGCAAACGACAAGGGCUCGGGGGGUUUGCAAGAACGACCUACGCAAGCCGGGCUGUGUAUUGCCAUCUACCGCGCCAAACCUGCCGAACCGGGUCAGAUAUCCCGGGACGCUCUGUACUGGAGCUGUUUCGCCGUUGUCGUCUUCCAGCUUGGGGUCGCUGCCAUUCCAUUCGGGAUAUGGGGAGACUGGUCCAUUUUGCUUAUAACAUUCGCGGGCAUUGUGCUCGCCUUCCUCUCUGGAUCGCUACGACAAUGGCGGACGGAGAAAUGGUCGUGUCGCCGUCUUAAAAAACCCAAAGAUGUGAUCAUAACCCGUGGUAACGGUGCUCAGCACGCUAUCAUUGUUCGAGAUCCAGGACAUGGUUUAGACCUCGAGAGCCUUGCGGCGGGCCAGACGAGCGUCGACUUCACCGCUUCUCUGACUACACGCACCAUUAUCGUCUUGCUCGCUGUGCUUUGGGUUGUUCUGCUUAUUUGCGCCUCGGGAAUCAAGACAAACACCUGGUUUCUGCUCGCCGUGGGCGGUAUCGGGAUAGUGCAGAAUAUUGUGAUCGCGGGUUGGCGGCGUGAUCCAUCUGCAUACGGGUUACCAUUGAAGUUUGAGAAGGUUAUCUCGAAAUCGAAAGUCAUGCCUGCGCUGUUUGCGAUCGAGGAGGAAAUUCCAGGUAUUGGGAGUAGUAUGCUCGAAACCUUCUUUCCGGGAACACUGAGGAGAGACGAGCAAAUCAAGUGGGAUAAUUACAGAGAUACUGCUAGUGCCAGGAGCAACGCUGUUGCUAUUCCUUAGGCUAUGUUACAGUACUUCGUAAGCCUCGUCGAGAUUAGACCCUGGUCGAGACGGCAUAUCUCUCACCUGCUUCACGAGCCAAUGCGCGCUCGUUGAGAGUUAUCCGGUUGAAGUCAUCUAUGAUUGUCACGUAAAACUCCACACGAGAUGCGCUAGAAGAAACCGUACUAGCUGUGGCUCAUUGUCAAAAACCAUACUGUGGGCUGCAGACUAUAUCGGUGCUUGAAAGAAUGUGCAGACCCCCUCAACCAUGGAGCAGAGAUGCAUCUAUAGGUAGUAAAGGCCUCUGAUUGGCUAUAGGAGUCUGGUAAACCGUCCUGCAGGGCGACAACGUGGGAAUUGACCAAUAAGAGGAUGAUUUGCUGCUUGCUACCAUGGUACGUACCUAUAUCGUGUAAUCUGUUCCAUGGUUGUAGGGGUCUGCACAAAUUGCCAACAACUAUACUCAAGC